CUGGCUUCAAACUAUCGGUUGGUCAAGUGUUCAGAGAUUAUCUUGCUUGUAGCCAUUUUAGAAGCGUUGGAGGUUCAGCAAUAUGGCACGUUGGGACCGCUACGGCGGAAGGGCCAUUUUUGUUGGGAACCUUCCCAUUGAUGUCCGCGAGAAGGAGCUUGACGAAAUCUUUUAUAAAUUCGGCCGAAUCAGGAUGAUCGACAUUAAGAAGCCCGCACGGCCUCCGGGAUUUGCAUUUAUCGAGUUCGAUGACCCUCGGUCGGCUGAGGAGGCCGCUAGGCGUCGCAACAAUUAUGAGUUCGCUGGUAUGCGAAUGCGCGUGGAGAUUGCCCGGGGCGGUGAAGGUAGCGGCUCACAGCAACCUCUGCGGAUUGGUUAUCGGCCUAUUCGAAAUACUUUGGGCUUUCGGCUCUACGUGAAGGGCCUGCCACGGUCCGCAAGCUGGCAGGACCUAAAGGACUUCGUCCGGCGUGUCUGCAAGCCGCUGUAUACCGAGAUCUUCAAGGACCACAGGGACAACGUGCUGGGUGUUGUGGAGUUCGAGAGCAAGGAUGACAUGAAGGCCGCUUUGAGAAAGUUGGAUGACAGUGAGUUCACGAAUCCAUUUGACAAGGGCCACUACGUACGCCUUGUGGAGGAUCUUGAGGAGCGAGGCCGAAGCCGCAGCAGAAGCCGCAGCCCCCGACGAGACCGAGAACGCGAGCGGCCUCGUGACAGGUCGCGGAGCAGGUCUCGCUCGCGGUCUCGCUCCCGCAGCCCCAAGCGCGAGAGUCCAAGCCGCUCCCGCUCUCGCAGUCCAGUUGCGAAGUCAAAAUCGCGCUCGCGCUCGCGAACGCGAUCACGUUCCCGGAGCCGGUCCCGGAGCCGGUCGCGGAGCCCAGUUGCUGACAAUGGCAAGGAGGUUGAGCGCAAGGAUGAACGUGAUGAAGAUGAGCGACGGUCUCAGUAAAUGUGCGGCAGCUUGGUGGGGAGAAAUGCCUGUGGCAUGUCUUUAUGCGGGAGUGCAUAAUUUGACUAGGUGCUGCUUAUGUAUGCAUGUUUGCUUUGGGUAAUGAGUUUAUUUUUUGCUGCGGGGCAACUGAUGGAUCGAUGUACGUACGCGUGGUCAAUGACCACUAUUGUUCAUGGGGUGAUUUCAUGUUGGUGGAAAGGGCAAAGGGUGAGAUAGGUAUUGUCGCCGUUGUAUGCUAAAAGAUGCAAUUUUUAGCAUACAACGAGUUUCUGUUCAUGUUUAUUUUGUAACGUUUGUACGU
This is a messenger RNA of Volvox carteri f. nagariensis, 1253 nucleotides long. RefSeq lists its product as uncharacterized. NCBI's taxonomy places the organism in Eukaryota, Viridiplantae, Chlorophyta, Chlorophyceae, Chlamydomonadales, Volvocaceae. The record is from RefSeq and is a predicted model, not a curated record. The transcript is spliced from 6 exons. The coding region runs from base 83 to 949 and encodes 288 amino acids. Gene Ontology annotation, molecular function: mRNA binding. Gene Ontology annotation, cellular component: ribonucleoprotein complex; cytoplasm; nucleus.